CAGAGAAGAAGCAGCCGCAAUAGAAGAAGAAGAGUGUAGAGAAGUGAAAUGUGUUUUUCAAAAAUCUGUUCGCUGGAAGUAAAUUAAACGUUGGAUUAAAAGGAAACUGCUUUUUUAAAAACAAUAUUUCCAAGACCCAGUAAUAAAGACGGUUCAGGUGAAUGUAAGAAGAUGGUAUUGAAAGAGAUUCCAGCAGACAAUAUCACUAGCCCUUUGGGCCGGAACGAGGUCAUAGGUUUACUCUUUCGCCUCACAAUAUUUGGUGCCGUCACCUAUUUUACAAUAAAGUGGAUGGUGGAUGCUAUUGAUCCAACAAGAAAACAGAAAGUUGAGGCACAAAAACGGGCAGAGAAACUCAUGCGGCAGAUUGGAGUGCAGAAUGUGAAGCUUUCUGAAUAUGAGAUGAGCAUUGCAGCUCAUCUUGUGGAUCCACUGACUAUGCAGAUUACAUGGCAUGACAUUGCAGGUCUGGAUGAAGUCAUAACUGAACUGAAAGACACGGUUAUACUUCCGAUCCAGAAGAGACAUCUGUUUGAAGGAUCCAGGCUUCUUCAGCCACCCAAAGGUGUGUUGCUGUAUGGGCCUCCAGGCUGUGGGAAAACUCUUAUAGCCAAAGCUACUGCCAAAGAGGCUGGAUUCCGCUUCAUUAACCUGCAGCCUUCCACUCUCACUGACAAAUGGUACGGAGAAUCCCAGAAACUAGCUGCAGCUGUCUUUUCACUGGCCAUCAAGCUACAGCCCUCUAUUAUCUUCAUCGAUGAGAUCGAUUCCUUUUUGAGGAGUCGCUCAAGUUCAGAUCAUGAGGCCACCGCUAUGAUGAAGGCUCAGUUCAUGAGCUUAUGGGAUGGACUGGAUACUGACUACAACUGCCAGGUCAUAAUAAUGGGAGCCACCAAUCGGCCACAAGAUCUUGAUUCUGCUAUACUCCGAAGGAUGCCCACAAGAUUCCACGUCAAUCAGCCUAAUGUCAAGCAGAGGAACGACAUAUUGAAACUGAUCCUGGAGAAUGAGAAUGUGGAGUCUGCUGUGGACUUUGGUGAAAUUGCAAAACAGACCGACGGGUUCUCAGGAAGUGACCUCAGAGAGAUGUGCCGAGACGCUGCUCUGCUUUGUGUGCGUGACUUUGUGCACCAAGAAAGUCCAGAUGAAGACUUCAUCCGUCCCAUCAGGCAGGAAGACUUGCAGAGGGCAAUUGGGAAGAUGAGGAAGUCCAAAUCUGCAGGAGUGCAAGAGGUGUUUAUGCAUGUACCUCUGGACUGAAAUGUGAUGCUGCUGUUUUAAAAGAACAAGAACCUAGAUUUGGUCUGUUUUUCUUAUUUGUGGCAUAUCGUCAUGUUUUGCAAGAGGGGGAACUCAGGAUUUAUAAAUGGUGGAAUGGAGUUUUUUUUUCUUUCUCUAAUCAUGUUUUUUUUUUGCACUGUAAUUUCCAUACUGUAUUUGCCACUCAAUCAGUUAGCCUUAUUUU
Sinocyclocheilus anshuiensis is the source of this 1465-nucleotide messenger RNA. RefSeq names its product ATPase family AAA domain-containing protein 1-B-like. Gene Ontology annotation, molecular function: ATP hydrolysis activity; ATP binding. Lineage: Eukaryota; Metazoa; Chordata; Actinopteri; Cypriniformes; Cyprinidae. The record is from RefSeq and is a predicted model, not a curated record. The transcript has 10 exons. Bases 172 to 1260 code for a protein of 362 amino acids. Gene Ontology annotation, cellular component: mitochondrial outer membrane. Gene Ontology annotation, biological process: extraction of mislocalized protein from mitochondrial outer membrane.